UCGAAGUUUUCACACAGUCUCAUCUGAGGCUGCUCCAACAAGGAUGCACAUGUGAAAGCUGCAAACUGGAUUAAACUUGAGGCUGAGCAGUGGAAGGACAUGGAAGCUGUGUUUACACUGUUGCUGAUGCUGCUCGGAGUCUCUCACGGUGUGGAGACCCACUGUGAUGGCAGACGAAAUGGAACUCAUUGUUAUGGAGCUGUGGGAGAAACUGUGUUCAUUCAGCUGAUGGACAUAAUCCCACCAAGAUUUACUUUGCAGAAAAACAAAACAAGAAUUUUGCGCUGGAAAAAUAAAACACUUUCUAUUUAUGUGAUGAAAAACAGAUUAUCCUUUGAUGACAGUAAAGGAACAUUAAGAAUCAAUAAUCUGCAGAAAAGUGACAGUGACAAAUAUUCACUUGAUAUUCAAGAUUCAAAUGGAGCUGCGGUAGAGAAUCGGACUCUAAACUUGUCCAUUCAAGCUCCCUUGUCCUCUGUCACGUUGGUGAAUGAGUGUUUGUCCCAGGGAGAGAUGAGGAUGUCCUGCACCACUGAGGGAGGGGGGGACAGUCCUCAGUACAGUUGGACUCUGGAUGGACACACACUGACACAGGAUGAGCUCCUCUCUGGAAAUAAGGACACUGACAUCAUCGUUCUGAGACAGAACGUGUCAGGACUCCUGGUCUGCUCAGUCAGUAAUCACGUCACUAACAUCUCCAAAGACAUGAGGAUAGCGACCUGUGUUUUCAUCAACUGCACCUUAUCCAAUGGGACGCACGUAUCACAGUGGGUGUUUGCAGCCACUAACACACUGUGUGUUGAGCCCACCACGGUCACAGACACUACUGCUGGUAAGAGGACAGAGUUAGUCACACUCUCCAAUAAUAUCACAUCCUCCAGUCAAACUGUGACUCCCUCCAGAGGUGAUGACUCGUGGUUCAUUAAGCAUUUGCCAGUGAUGGCUGGUGUACUUUCAGCACUGGUACUUCUCUUAGUGCUUGGUGUAUCUGUCAUUUGUGUUAAGAAGAAAAAGAAAACAAGUGCCAAAGAGGAAGAGGAUGAUCAGGAAUUAACCUAUACAGAUGUCAGGGUUGUGCAGAGGAGGCAGGUACAGCAGAGUGACGAGGGGGAGGUGGAGUAUGAUCAGGAUUUCAGAGUGACCUCAGCGGGCUGUUGAACGAAC
Messenger RNA from Solea solea (common sole), 1164 nucleotides. RefSeq lists its product as uncharacterized. The coding region runs from base 100 to 1158 and encodes 352 amino acids. The transcript is spliced from 6 exons. Lineage: Eukaryota; Metazoa; Chordata; Actinopteri; Pleuronectiformes; Soleidae. The record is from RefSeq and is a predicted model, not a curated record.